Alternaria atra is the source of this 1299-nucleotide messenger RNA. RefSeq lists its product as uncharacterized. The record is from RefSeq and is a predicted model, not a curated record. Gene Ontology annotation, molecular function: ubiquitin protein ligase activity; protein binding. The coding region runs from base 1 to 1299 and encodes 432 amino acids. Lineage: Eukaryota; Fungi; Ascomycota; Dothideomycetes; Pleosporales; Pleosporaceae. Gene Ontology annotation, cellular component: cytoplasm; nucleus; GID complex. Gene Ontology annotation, biological process: proteasome-mediated ubiquitin-dependent protein catabolic process. The transcript is spliced from 3 exons.
AUGGCGGAACUCACAAGCACGAAGCUCAAUGCGGAGUCGCAUCUCCUUCUCGACCAACCUCUCCUCCGCAUGCCCUACGAGCUCUCCCGGCGCAACUUCAAGAACGCCCAGCGCGUCAUCGAGCAUUCCUCCAGCAACCUCACCACCUCACUGACGGCCGCCACCAAAGCCGCCUCCAAGGGUGCCUCGCCAGAAGCCACACUCGACUCCCUAGACUCGAUGAUUAGCAAGAUGCAGGGCCUAAAACGCAAACUAGAAAACCUCCACGAGGAAGAAACGCGUAUCCACCGCUCCGCAAAGGCGCGCUUACAACACCUGCAAGACCUUUACGAAAUUCAGAGCCUCGUCGACGUAAAGUACGAUGAGUGGUCUCGAACGCGAUUAAGCCGUUUACUCGUUGACUACCUGUUGAGGGAAGGGUAUGCGGAGAGUGCGGCGUGUUUGGCAAAGAGUAAAGGGAUUACAGAGCUCGUGGAUGUAGAUGCUUUUGUUGCGUGUCAUCGGAUUGAGAAGAGUCUGAGGGAAGGCAUGAGUACGUCUUUGGCACUCGAGUGGUGUAAGGAGCAUGGUAAAGAACUUAAGAAGGGCGGCAGUAUGUUGGAGUUUGAGUUGAGGUUGCAGCAGUAUAUUGAGUUGGUUCGGCAGGGGCAUGAGGCUGGGUUGAGCGGAAUGGAUGGACUGGAGAUGCAGGAUGACGGUAUGCAUGGUGUUAGUGUUGGGGGUGGAGGUGGAGAAACAAAACUGGUGGAGGCGAGGGCUCAUGCUAAAAAGUAUUUGAGUACGAGCGGCGAUUUUGAAUUGAUGAGAAGGGCGGCGGGUAUGUUGGCGUAUAGGCCUUGGGAUGAGGUGGAACCUUAUGCUUCUCUCUACUCGACAUCGCGGUGGUCACAUCUAGCCGACGUCUUUGUCCAGACACACCACAACCUCUACGCCCUUCCUCCGCGACCGCUCCUCCACGUCGCCCUGAGCGCCGGUCUCUCUGCUCUCAAGACACCUGCUUGCCAUUCCGCCUACACACCCUCUUCUACAAAUGCCGCUUCCUCCACUACAACCGUCUGCCCGAUAUGUAGCACCGAGCUCAACGAGCUAGCGCGCAACGUCCCCUACGCUCUCCACACCAAAUCGAUCGUUGAAGAUGGACCUGUCGUACUGCCAAACGGUCGUAUAUACGGUUCCGAGAGACUCCGCAUCUUCAAUGAAAAAGUCGGAACGGAAGAAGGCUUCGUAAGAGAUCCAGCUGGCGGAUUAAGUGGUGAGAGAUGGCAUGAGAGCGAGGUCCGAAAGGUGUAUGUUAUGUGA